This is a messenger RNA of Pyrenophora tritici-repentis Pt-1C-BFP, 846 nucleotides long. Its product is annotated as OCH1, Mannosyltransferase OCH1. Gene Ontology annotation, biological process: protein N-linked glycosylation. The record is from RefSeq and is a predicted model, not a curated record. Gene Ontology annotation, molecular function: alpha-1,6-mannosyltransferase activity. Gene Ontology annotation, cellular component: mannan polymerase complex. NCBI's taxonomy places the organism in Eukaryota, Fungi, Ascomycota, Dothideomycetes, Pleosporales, Pleosporaceae.
AUGCUGUUACGACCAGUGCAGUUAUCCAAGGUCUUCACUUACCACUCUUUCAUCGCGCUGUGUACAUUAGUGUUGAUUUACCACAUCCUCUCCUCUCAGGACCGCUUUGUCAUUCGUAUACCAGGGGCCGUUACGACCACCGUACAGGACACCGGCUUUCCCCGACAAAUCUGGUAUAAACUAGGUCCUAAUGGCCUCUCUCCAGAAACGCAAAACUGGACAGACAGCUGUAUCAAAAACAACCCUUCCUACACAGCGCACUUCAUGACCGACGAAAGCAGCGACGACUACGUCCGUACAGCUUUCGCUUCCCGCCCGGACAUCGUCGCAAACUACCUCGCCCUCCCCAUCCCCAUCUACAAAGCAGAUUUCCUGCGCUACCUCCUCCUCUGGGACCGCGGCGGUAUAUGGUCCGAUCUAGACGUAUCCUGCGAGACACCUAUUGGCACAUGGGUGCCGUCUGAAUACCAGGCCAACGCCUCGCUCGUUGUAGGGUGGGAGUUCGACCAAGGCUGGCCCGGUGUGUACGUCCGACAAUUCGCUAGCUGGACUAUCAUGGCUAAACCACGGUCCCCACAUAUGAUGCAAAUCAUCGACGACAUACUGCUUACACUGCGGGAGAAGACGGCCGAACACAACAUUGGUGUUGAGGGCGCGUCGUUGGAUAUCAUGGGCGAUGUGGUUGAUUUUACGGGGCCGCGGCGGUUGACAAGGAGUGUGUUUAAGAGUCUGGGGAGGAUGCUUAAUAAGACUGUGGAUGUGCGUGAGAUGCAGGAGUUGCUGCAGCCGAGGUUGGUGGGCGAUGUGCUGGUUAUGCCGGAAGUCGUUCGCGGCGUCGGCGAAUAA